AUGUCACUUUCAAGGUUAUUGGGAGUCAACCAUCCUCCUCUCCUCCUUCGAUUCACUCAUUCCCCAAUUCUCUUUUCUUCUUCAUCCUCUUCUUCAUCAUUCACCGGACACACAGCACCACUCCCAACCAAGGCCUCGUUAUCAUCAUCAUCAUCAACAACAACAGACAUGGUGAAAGCAAUCAGAGUUCACGAAAUCGGUGGCCCUCAGGUUCUGAAGUGGGAGGAUGUGGAAAUCGGAGAGCCCAAAGAAGGCGAGGUUCGCGUCAGGAACAAAGCCGUUGGCGUCAACUUCAUUGAUGUCUACUUUCGCACUGGAGUUUACAAAGCCCCCUCUUUUCCCUUCACUCCAGGUAUGGAAGCUGUUGGGAUUGUGACCGCUGUGGGGGCUGGGCUCACUGGUAGGCAGGUUGGAGAUCUUGUGGCUUAUGCAGGUCAACCGAUGGGCUCAUAUGCCGAAGAGCAGAUACUUCCUGCAAAUAAAGUAGUGUCUGUCCCUUCGUCGAUUGACCCUUCUAUUGCAGCAUCCAUCAUGCUGAAGGGCAUGACAACUCAUUUUUUGCUUCGGCGCUGUUUCAAGGUUGAACCUGGUCACACAAUUCUUGUCCAUGCAGCAGCGGGCGGAGUUGGAUCCUUAUUGUGCCAAUGGGCAAAUGCUCUUGGUGCAACUGUUAUAGGAACUGUGUCCAAUAAUGAGAAGGCAGCUCAAGCCAAGAAGGAUGGAUGCCAUCAUGUUAUAAUCUAUAAAGAAGAGGAUUUUGUUGCUCGCGUCAAUGAAAUUACGUCAGGCAAUGGAGUUGAAGUUGUCUAUGAUUCUGUAGGAAAGGAUACCUUUGAGGGAUCUUUGGCAUGCUUGAAGCUUAGGGGCUACAUGGUAAGUUUUGGACAGUCAUCAGGUUCACCUGAUCCAGUUCCAUUAUCAUCUCUGGCUGCAAAAUCUCUGUUCUUGACAAGGCCCAGCCUACUGCAAUAUGUCGUCACUCGGGAUGAAUUAUUGGAGGCUGCAGGUGAGUUGUUUGCUAAUGUUGCUUCUGGUGUCUUGAAGGUUCGUGUUAAUCAUACUUACCCAUUGUCUGAGGCUGCAAAAGCACACGAAGACUUGGAAAAUAGGAAGACUUCAGGAUCUGUUGUGUUGAUACCAUGA
Sphenostylis stenocarpa is the source of this 1143-nucleotide messenger RNA. Lineage: Eukaryota; Viridiplantae; Streptophyta; Magnoliopsida; Fabales; Fabaceae. The record is from the annotation of a GenBank genome assembly.